Spirometra erinaceieuropaei is the source of this 1089-nucleotide messenger RNA. Lineage: Eukaryota; Metazoa; Platyhelminthes; Cestoda; Diphyllobothriidea; Diphyllobothriidae. The record is from the annotation of a GenBank genome assembly.
AUGUCCCAACUGAAACCUACCCUAAGGAGCUCCGCCUCGAAGAAUGCCUACGGAGCGACUGCUCCACCUAAAAUUCGAUCAGUUUCUUCGAGAGAAAAGAAAACUAAGAAACAGACUGUCGUUUUGAAGUCGUUAACGAGGAUGCCUACGUCGCCGAAUGACGGGUCGCCUCCGGCAAAGAGAGUUUUGCGGCAAAAAAGUGAGCAUUUGCCUACCAAGGUGUCCGAAAAAAGUCCUAGCACUGGCAGAAGUCGCAGACGAUCGGUUGUUUUGCCGGUCAGUUCUGGCCAUCCGACCUCUGUUGGUGAAGCUCAAGCACUCGCCACUGGCGAAAAGCCAGAGGCCGCUCCGGAGACAGUCCAGAAACCUGUGGAUCAGCCCAAGGAAACGGAUCCCUAUGAAAUAAGUGAGGAUGAAAAUUGCCCUCCGACAACGAUGGCCGCCCCCAAGCCUCGACCGAAACGCAAAUUCUUCUCUAAAGGCCGUGCCGAACGUCUCAAACAGUCGACGUUUUCCGCUUUUAAUUUCUUCCGGGGCAAAUUUCACCGGGAGGCGAGAAAACCGUUGCGAAACCUGCCCGCCGCCGCGCUAACACGGCGCGAAGAACACCAACGGAUCGCGGCAACAACUAUCUGGCUGCCCGUUCCAGACACCUCACGACUGCCACCUGCGAACACGACUGCGGGCAGCGCCCGUGGGGGCGUCCUCUACUCCACUCCUGUGAGCGGUGCUACAGCGGCCGGUGGACCCUUUGUCAUGCUCUCCUCGAGACCCAUGGUCGCGCUGCGGGGUACGGAUGUGCAUACGGCGAGUCUGUUGGCAUCGCCUAUCCUGCCCUCGAAGCCUUCGCUGUCAGAGUCCGUUUUUGUUGUUGCUGCCUCUACCGCUGAUAUGGUUUGUAACACCUGGAACCAGCGGGAGGAUGCUCUACCGUCUCCCACGCCUCUAGUGCCCAGUCCCCCUCAGUCUCCUACUUUACCGCCCUGCUCUGAGGGUGCUGGCGUCAGAGCCAGCCCCCGGUCGGCUCCUCCGCCAAGUCACUCUGCCGAGAAAUCAUUAUCAACAAAAUCCCGUUCUCAUCGUAAGUGA